AUGGCGAAAUCCCUAUCCCGCACCACCGCCUCACGCGUCGCUAGUCGUUUCUUUUCCACCUCUAGAGCCGCCGCUCCUUCUCCGCUUCAUUCUCACCUCAUUUCCCGUCGAUCUUCACCGACGCUGUUCCACGCCAUCGGUUUCAUCCCCGAUUCGAUCCGUUUGACGACGAUCCGGACCCGUAUGGAUAGGUCCGGUGGGUCGUAUUCGCCGCUCAAAUCCGGAUCGAAUUUCAGCGACCGACCACCCACUGAAAUGGCGCCGCUGUUUCCUGGUUGCGACUACGAGCAUUGGCUUAUCGUUAUGGACAAGCCCGGCGGCGAAAACGCCAAUAGACAGCAAAUGAUCGAUUGCUAUGUUCAAACCCUAGCCAAAAUUGUCGGCAGUGAGGAUGAAGCUAAGAGGAAGAUCUACAAUGUAUCAUGCGAGAGGUAUCUAGGGUUUGGCUGUGAGAUCGAUGAGGAGACGUCAAACAAACUUGAAGGAAUUCCUGGAGUUCUGUUCGUGCUUCCGGACUCUUACGUUGAUCCAGAGUACAAAGAUUACGGAGCUGAGCUGUUUGUGAACGGAGAAGUGGUGCCGCGUCCACCAGAGAGACAGAGGAGGAUGGUGGAGCUGACGACUCAGAGAGGCUCUGAUAAACCAAAGUACAAUGACAGAACCAGAAACGUCCGACGUAGAGAGAACAACAUCCGUUGA
Messenger RNA from Microthlaspi erraticum, 699 nucleotides. Lineage: Eukaryota; Viridiplantae; Streptophyta; Magnoliopsida; Brassicales; Brassicaceae. The record is from the annotation of a GenBank genome assembly.